AUGGCGAGCCCGGUGGGGGAGGACAAUUGGGUCGACUAUGUCGACCACCAGCUGCGCGAAGCCACCGACCUCGAGGCACGCGUGCGCGUGAUUGAGAGCUUCAACGACGCCGUGUCGGCCGAGCCCGGGAGCAUCAAGGUCUGGAUGGCCUACUGCGAGUACUUUUGGUCGCUCUACAACGACUGUCAACCUGUUAGCGACGCCGGCUGGUCCCCAGAAGAGCAGGAGGUCGGACGUUCCAUAUUCACCAUCGAUGCCGCCCUCAACCUCUGGCAGCGGGGCUACGAGGCUGUCCAGUACCGCCUGUCCGACAGCAACGAACUCUGGGACCGCUGGAUCUCGCUCGAAAUGGAGCUGCUGAGGCGGACCGUGACCGAGGCCGGUGUUCGCAGAAUCACCCAGCUGUUCCGCAAUCGGCUGACGGUCCCGCACGCCACCUGGGACAGGACAUCCCAGAUGUUUUCCACUUUCCUAUCCGAGUACAACCGCCAGGCCUACGAGAGCGAGAUGGAGCAGAUCACGAGGAGCGCCAAGAAUGCGAAGCGCCUGUAUGCGCUGCGCGACCCCUUCGAGACCAAGCUGUCGCUGGCCGUCAAGUCUGGAGACACGGCAGCGGUACGUGCGGAGAUGCUAGAGUACAUUGACUGGGAGAUCAAGCAGCACAAGGGCAAGCGGGACGCGCUGGACAACUUCAAGAUUUGUCUCGGCCUCUUUUCGAGGGCGCUGACAGGCGUGCUGGCGUCGGACGACACUACAUGGCUCAACUUUAUCACGCUGGUGUCGACCUCCCAGUCGGACCUCAAGGCAGGCCGUGCCCGCGUCUCGGCCAAUCUGGUCCCAAACAUGCUCGACGUUCUCCGUCGCGCCGUGCAUCACAUUCCCUGGGCGGGUCCUGUGUGGGCUCGGUACAUCUUGGCUGCCGAGGAGGCUGCGCUAACCUUUGCCGAUGUCGAACGCAUCAAGCACGCCGCCACCAACAGUCCCCAGCUUGACAGAGACGGAAUGACGGGUGUUUUGGACAUGUAUUCUGCAUGGUGCGGCUAUCUCAAGCGAACAGCCAUGAACCCCAAGGCCAGCGAAGAGGCUGUUGAUGUUGCCGAAGUGGGUCUCUCCUCUGCCCUCGAGGAUGUCAAGCACUGGGGUCAGCGAAAAUACGGCGAAAACUACCAGGGCGAUCCGGACUACCGCCUCGAGAAGAUUCUGAUCCAGUUUCUCACCGAAAAGAAGGAAGACAUCGAGGGUGCUCGUGCUAUCUGGGAUGAGCUGUCGCAAAUCCCGCUGCACGCCAACAGCUACGACUUUUGGCUCAACUGGUACCUCUGGGAGAUGGUAGUCUUUACCGCACACAGAGCCAAACUCCGCAGCCCUACCCCCAACACACAGGCUCAAGGUCUGCUGGUCCCCAGCUUGGCCACCCGCGUUUUCACCAGGGCGCUCAAGGUUAGGACUCUUGACUGGCCCGAACGGAUUCUCCAGGUGUACCUCAAGCACUGCAAUGACUACGAGCUGGCCGAGACACUGCGCGAGGCCCACGACACCAUCUACAAGACGCGCAAGGGGGUCGAGAAGCGCCGAGAACGGGAAGCACGGCAGGCCGCCGAGGCAGCCCUGGAGCAAGCAGCGCCAGCGGACAGGAGCGAAGACGUUCCCAUGACAGAUGCUUCCGGUUCCGCGUCACCCGGAUCCAAGCGCAAGCGAGAGCCGACCCCGGCCGAAGACGAUGCUGCUAACAAGCGGCCCAGGAGCGAGACGAACGGGGACGACGUGAAACGGGAUCGAGAGCACAACACGGUUUUCUUGUGGAACUUGCCUGCUGACGCCACCCAAACCAAGAUCAAGCAGUUCUUUCGGGAUUACGGCCACGUCAACAACAUCGACCUCAAAAAGGGGGACGACGACGCGGUUGCCCUGGUCGAGUUUCGACACUCGGACGAUGCGCGAGCAGCGCUGAUCCGCGAUGGCAAACCCUUUGGCGACCGGAUCAUCCAAGUCACCCCGGCCAUUGACUGCACGCUGUUUGUCACCAACUACCCUCCAGACGCCGACGAGGAGUACCUCCGCAACCUCUUCAAGGCCCACGGCGAGAUCCACAGCAUCCGGUUCCCCAGCCUCAAGGAAAACGCGAAGCGGCGGUUUUGCUACCUCACCUUUCGGGAGCGGGCCUCGGCCGAGGCAGCGCUCAAGUUGGACGGGAAGGCGUUGGGUGGGAGGUGCAGGCUCGUGGUCAAGAUAUCCGACCCAGCACACAAGCAGCACCGGCAAGGGGCGCAGGAAGAGGAGAGAGAGCUGCACGUGAUCAACAUCCCCCGCACCAUGAAGGAGGACGAGGUCCAGGGCCACUUUUCCAAGGCUGGCAAGGUGGUCAGCGUGCGGAUCCCGCAUCUGGGGACGGCGUUUGUGGUGAUGCAGACUAAGGAGGAGGCGCAGGAGGCCAUCAAGCUGCUGGAUAAGGCCAUGUUUGGACAGCAUCCAAUCAAGGUCGAGCUCUCGAUGCCAAAGGGAACGAAGAAGACGGCGACAGCCUGGGGGGGCGCCGAGGAUGCCGGAUCCCCUGCGUCCACAGCUGCCGAAUCAACAGUAUCUUCUGGCGGCGGCGGCGGUGCGGCGAGAGAUCGAAAGGUUGUCAUUCUGGGCGUUCCUGACACGAUGAACGAAGCCCGCGUGGGGAAUUUGCUCAAGCCGGCGGGGGAGUUUGUCAAGCUGACGUUGCAUGCCCGGCAUGGGGGCGCGAUUGUUGAGUACAAGGAUGCCGCGUCGGCGGGGAAGGCUCAGCUGGUGAUCGACGGGCUAGAGGUGGAAGCGGGUCAGAAGCUGCGUGUUGGCACGACGGAGGAGCUGUUUCAGAGCAAAGGGGAGAAGAAGGUGGCGGGGAGUGACCCGUGUGCGCGCCCGGAGCCGGAGAAGCAGGGGAAGAAGCCGCCGACGGCUGCGCAGUUGAUGCCGCCGCCGCCGAGUAUCAACCGGCCGCAGGUGCUGGGGAGGUCAAAGCCAAAGACGGGCAUGGGAACGGGGGCGCCGGGGUUGGGGUUGAGGACGAAUGGGGUUGCUCUUGGUGGGCCGAAGAGGAGUAAUGCUGAUUUUAGGAGUUUGUUUCUUGGGGGUGAUAAUAAUGGCGGUGGAGGUGAGGGUGGGGGGAAGGUGGAAGAGGAGAAGACGAAGGAAAAUGGGAGUAAGGAAUGA
Messenger RNA from Podospora pseudopauciseta, 3180 nucleotides. RefSeq names its product Splicing factor (gene PRP24). The record is from RefSeq and is a predicted model, not a curated record. The coding region runs from base 1 to 3180 and encodes 1059 amino acids. The transcript has a single exon. Gene Ontology annotation, biological process: RNA processing. Lineage: Eukaryota; Fungi; Ascomycota; Sordariomycetes; Sordariales; Podosporaceae. Gene Ontology annotation, molecular function: mRNA binding; protein binding.